Messenger RNA from Neurospora tetrasperma FGSC 2508, 1258 nucleotides. RefSeq lists its product as uncharacterized. The record is from RefSeq and is a predicted model, not a curated record. Lineage: Eukaryota; Fungi; Ascomycota; Sordariomycetes; Sordariales; Sordariaceae. The transcript has 4 exons. The coding region runs from base 453 to 875 and encodes 140 amino acids.
ACUUCGUACCUCGACCCCUCUUCGACGGAGACUCCUUGUCCCUUCUCAUUGGAAGGUUCGGGAGCUUGCCUUCCACUUAUAAGAAGAGAUGCCCCCAUCUCUCCAUCCCAUCGUUUCUUUCAACAUUCACACUCAUCACAACAACAUCUACCACUACUUACGCACUACUGGUAUUACUAGUGCAUACUCGACUUUUCCAACCAUCUCUUCCUUACUCUGUUUACAAUAAUACAUCAUACCCGAACCUUCCAUCUUCACUACAUCUUGUAAUAGUCGACUUCUUUUCCACUCUUCCAUAUCUGUGACAUCACUCCACUCAACACAUUCACACUACUAUCAACUUGACGACUACUACUGAAUAAUAUCAUCAACAACAGUAACGACAACCCCAAUUCCACAAACGACUUCUCACAUAACCCUGAACCACAUCACCUUCAACUACACGUUUCAAGAUGACCCGCUCCCACAAGUUCAACGACAAGGCCCAUGUUGCAGCUGCCCAGGCUGAAGAUGGCUCACUCGUCCCCGUCGAGCACGUUCCCAAGUUCUUUGGCAAGAACGGUUUCGCCGAUGCCGAUCCCAAAAAGGUUAAGAAGAACGGCGGUGGCAAGAGCAACUGGGGCAACGCUGGGAUCGAAGUUCUCGACGACCCUGAGUUCAAUUUCGUUGCUCGCCGUCACUCCAAUGUCAGCAACCCUAGCGUCCCCCAUUACUUGGAGCAGUUUAAGACCAAGUUUGAGGUCAACGAGCCCGAGCCAGUCUUCGAAGAGGGUGUCCAUAACGCUCCCGAGGAAGAGGAGGUGACCCUCGAGAAGACGGAGACUUCUUCUAGCGGCGGAAGUGUCGAUGACGAGCACAAGACCCACAGUGACUAAACUCAGUCCGCCAUGACCGUCACACCGUUACUAUGAUGAUGAUAAUGAGGGACGAUAUCCUUAUACUGGUGACGACGACGAAGCGAUACGAAACGUAAGGGCAGUCACCUGCAGAAACUGCGGGAUUCCAAACAACUUUGGCGGAGGGUUUCCGUAAGGCGAGGGGUGAAAGAACCCUGACUGGACCGGAUCUCUCUAUUUGACUAGCAAUCAUGCCUUGAAACAUUGAAAACUUUGGAGGAAGAAAUUUCGGAUGGUGGAACGAUGUGACGCUUGAUGCUUGAGAUAGCAGAUGGGGUUACUCUAGUUAGUGGGCGGUUGAGAUAUACCGCGCUGUAUAUUAUUGAAAUUUAACCACGGCAACUUUGACCACUCUAUAUCUG